AUGGACGACCAGCAAGAUGGCUUACCGACCUAUGUUGGUCAAGGCCCCAACGCAUUUUUCGACAUGCCAGACCUGGACCAAGUUCACAACCACCUUUUUGCAGUAACAUACAUAGGAUCGCACGAAGAGUCCUGUGCUGACAUCAACUUCGAUCACAUUGCCUGCAGAGGCCCCGACAGCAACAACCAACAUCAUCCCGUACCUAACCACAACCACCCUCGAAGCAACUUGAAUACCAUACCGAUGAAUGCGCGAAGACACCACAGCCUGUCAACGAUGCCCACGAUGCCCAACUUCUUCGACCCUAGAGGCCAAAUGCCCUUGGGCUUUGGCGCGGCUGCCAUCAUGUCACCAACAGCGGCCAUGGGCUUUCCUGCCUCGACUCCCAACUCCAGCCCUCAACUUGAGGACGAUAGUACCUCCGCGGCUUGCAGCAGCUCGGACUGCAACCGGUGUGUGAGCGACUGCGGCGCGAGUGACGCUGGCGAUAUCUGCACUGAUAUAGAGUGCGCUCAAGCUUGCGACGAUGACGACUGCGAUGAAGCUGCUGCGCAGUGUAUGGACGCACAGUGUCCAGCUAACGAAAUUCUCUCUGAGAAGGACAAAGCUGCAGCCGAUGUGUUGGCAUCGAUUGGAGGGGAUAACUUCGGCCAGGAUGGCAUGUUUGCUCCGUCGAUGCCUUCGAUGUCUGCUCAGUAUUUCGCGAGCCAAGGCUCCUACGACAACGAAGGGAUGCCAGCAGCAACUCAAAGCCACUUCCACCCCGGCGGGAUGUCGAUGUCAAUGGCUCACUCCAUGAACAUGAACAACUCCUUUCAAAGUACACCCGACUCAUUUCAGAAUACUACCGACUCUUUCCCUAUCAACUUUGCGGAUCCUGCCAUGCCUUCCGAGCCCGUGGAGUGGAUGUCAUUUGGCUUGCAUCUCAGUGAGCAUGCGCAAGCUUUGACAGACUGUGUACGCCCUUGCCUGUUAAACAACCUAAGUCUGCCAAACAGGUGCCCCCUUCCUCAUCACGCGCAUGCCCAUCCAGGUCAACAGGAUUUCUCUUUCUGCCUCCCCGACUCAAACUCGACAAACUUUGUACCUUGCGGUGUUGAGCUUAACAAUAUCCAGGACUGGGCGAACCAUUUCCAAGAACAACAUGUUCAACCGCAGCAUCUCGAUCUUCUUCAUGCAACACAACAGUCUUACACAUCCCUGAUGGCGCCUCAUGCUCGCCAAUCUCUUGCUCUACCGCAGUCACCGGGAAACCUAUUCGUCUCGACAAAUGUUCCCCAAGACAAGGAGUCCCCGGGCACCUCCCCUCUAUCAGGGCUUCAGACGUCCUCUUCACCGCAACUAUCCCCGGCUACUGCGCAAACUGUGCCCAGCCCUGCCAAGAUUCCCAUCAAGGCGGAAGUGUUCAUUUGCCAAUGGGAAAAUGCUGGGCAUGUUUGCGGUAUGGUUUUCCAAGACGAUGAAGGUCUGCAGAGACAUUGCAAGGAGAGCCAUAUCGUAAACCUCGCCAAGACAGAUGCGGGAUACAAAUGCUGCUGGGAGGGAUGUGCACGCGAAGGCCAUUUUACACAAAAGAGCAAGCUUGAACGUCAUCUACAGACACAUACCGGCUUCAAGCCAGUCAAGUGUGACAUAUGUCAUAUCUCGUUAUCUGCGAAGCAGUCCCUUGCACAGCACAUGCGGAUCCACACUGGAGAAAAGCCUUGGGAUUGCAAGUUUCCGGGUUGCACCGCUUCCUUCAAGCAGCAGAGUGCACUAACAAUGCAUUCGAGAACGCAUACGGGCGAAAAGCCCCUGAAAUGCGAAGUAUGCGGCAAGGCGUUUGGAGAGUCUUCCAAUUUGUCAAAACACCGUAAGACGCACAACGUCAAGGGAGCAUUCAAGUGUGACUUCUGCGACAAGGACUUCCACCGGCUCGAUCAGAAACGCAGACACGAGAAGAUUCACAGGAAGGAGGUUGUAUCUAAUAUUGACACUCCUGCUCAGUCUAUCAAGAAGACACAGGGCGGUCGAAUUACGAAGGCAUCAAACACACCAGCGCUCAAGCCCAAGGAGCUCAAGGAGCUCAAGGACAACGGAACCUAG
Molecule: messenger RNA, 2085 nt
Organism: Colletotrichum orchidophilum
Lineage: Eukaryota; Fungi; Ascomycota; Sordariomycetes; Glomerellales; Glomerellaceae
Product: zinc-responsiveness transcriptional activator
Exons: 4
Coding region: 1-2085 (694 amino acids)
Biological process (GO): regulation of transcription by RNA polymerase II
Cellular component (GO): nucleus
Molecular function (GO): DNA-binding transcription factor activity, RNA polymerase II-specific; RNA polymerase II cis-regulatory region sequence-specific DNA binding
Source: RefSeq, a predicted model, not a curated record